Messenger RNA from Brienomyrus brachyistius, 2339 nucleotides. RefSeq names its product glucosidase, beta, acid 3 (gene gba3). Bases 390 to 1817 code for a protein of 475 amino acids. The record is from RefSeq and is a predicted model, not a curated record. Gene Ontology annotation, biological process: carbohydrate metabolic process. Lineage: Eukaryota; Metazoa; Chordata; Actinopteri; Osteoglossiformes; Mormyridae. Gene Ontology annotation, molecular function: hydrolase activity, hydrolyzing O-glycosyl compounds. The transcript is spliced from 5 exons.
GGUUUUGUUUCAACCAACCUGUUGAUUGCUUUGCGAAUGUGACUCUUUUGUUCAACUGACUGGUUGGAACUAAAUCUUGGGCUAGAUUUGCAAUUUCUGAACCUGGACUUUCCCCCUUUUUCAUUACAUCUUCUAAACCCCGAGUAUACUGUUGAUUAAUAACGUGGGAGAUAUUCCUUUUAAGAAGGUAAACGUCUAAUAAGUAACGUCACUAUAUGAGGGGAGUGGCUUAAGCGAAGGCUGAGAAUGCAGACCACGGCAGGAUUUGAUGACGUUGGGGUUCCAGUCUUUUCGAGGUGUUCUAGUGUGCGCACGUGCAUAUCAGCUUGGACUGGCACAGUGACACCAAAUUUACUUACACAACUGUCAGAAAAUCCCUCAUACCGAAAAUGCUUGCCGAUGACCAAGAUAUUAUCAUGCCAAGCAACUUUGCGUGGGGUGCAGCGACCUCAGCAUAUCAGAUUGAAGGUGGCUGGGAUGCAGAUGGCAGAGGGCCUAGCAUUUGGGACACUUUCUGCCAUAAGAAAGGGAAGGUGUUUCAGGACCAGAGCGGAGAUGUAGCAUGUGACAGCUAUCACCUCUGGGAAGAGGAUCUGAAAUGUAUACAGCAGUUGGGACUGACUCAUUACCGCCUGUCACUAUCAUGGUCCCGACUGCUGCCGGAUGGGACGACGAGACACAUCAACCAGAAAGGUGUGAGUUACUACAACCGUGUGAUCAAUGAUUUGCUGGCCAACGGCGUCUCUCCCAUGGUGACGCUCCAUCACUUUGACCUUCCGCAAGCCCUGCAGGCCCAGGGGGGCUGGCAGUCGCCACAAAUCGCAGACCUCUUCGACAGCUACGCCAAGUUCUGCUUCCAGACCUUCGGCGACCGCGUGAAGCUGUGGCUCACCAUCAACGAGCCCUACAUUUACGCCAAGCUUGGCCACGAGGACGGAUGCCACGCACCGGGGCUCGGCCAGCCUGGCGUUUCCCUAUACCUGGCGGGUCACAACAUGCUGCGGGCGCACGCCAGGGCCUGGCACAGUUACGACGCCCUCUACAGGCUGGCUCAGGGGGGACAGGUGUCUCUGGCGCUGUUCAGUGACUGGGCCGAGGCUCACGAUCCCGGCAGUGCCCUGGACGUCGCCGCUGUGGAGCGCUACAUGGCUUUUGUGCUUGGCUGGUUCGCCUGGCCCAUCUUCGUAAACGGGGACUACCCACCAGAGAUGAAGGCUCGGGUCGAAGCCGCGAGCCAAGCCCGGGGUCUGCCAUCUUCCCGGCUGCCUACGUUCUCGAAGGAGGAACCGUGCAUCCUGGGAACUGCAGACUUCUUCGCUUUAAAUUACUACACCUCCCGCCGAGUGCAGCCUGGGAGCGGCCCGGCGAAGAUUGGGUUCGAAGGUGAUCUGGAGGUGGAGCAGGACGUCGAUCCAGCCUGGCCCGUGUGUGGCAAUUCUUGGUUGGCUGUAUUCCCAGAAGGCUUACGCAAGUUGCUAAAGUACAUUAAGGACAAGUUCGGCAACCCGACAGUCUACAUCACGGAGAACGGCUUCUCCCAGGUGGGGCUGGUGGAGAUUGAGGACGCCCAACGCUGCCGCUUCCUCCGAGACACACUGCUGCAGGUCUCCAAAGCCAUCCACGAGGAAGGCGCCGACGUUAGGGGUUAUUUUGCCUGGUCCCUAUUGGACAACUUCGAGUGGGCAGAUGGGUAUCGGGUUCGAUUUGGCCUUUAUCACGUGGAUUUCGCUCAUCCCAGGCUGACACGGACGCCGUAUCGCUCUGGAAGACAGUACGCCCAGAUCAUCGCCCAGAACAAGUCGUCGGCCAGAAGCUGAGACGCAGGGAAGUGCGGGGCUGUGGUAGCAUCUCUCUGCAGGUUUCCGACGCGGAAAAAACACUCUACAAACAAUCCACACCCAGAGGCUAACUCCUGGGAAGUGAACAAAAUCAAUUAGAAUUAUAAAGCACCGAACACUUUAACAAUGAAACUUCACAUGAUUAUGUUAAAAAUGGCGUGUCAGUGCCGAGGCUUUCAAUAUCUUACCACUCUCACUUUGAAGGUAAAACAGCGUGUUGAACUUAUCUUGACUUUAGUGGAUCCCUACCCAUCCAGAGUGCGUUACACACAGCGUCGGACAUGCCGGUAUCCUGAGUGAAAGGAUUAAGAAUCCACUCUUCAAAUAAAUGCUUAUAAUUCAUCAUUAAUUACUUCGUUAAUUAAUGCUGAAAGAGAACAUGUUGAUAUCACGUACUGUGCCAAGUUUACGUGCCACCUAGCCUUCUAUAUGUGAACAAGCAUAAUUGAAACUGUGCUAACUGCAUGCUUCUAUAACAAUAAACUUAAUAUUCUACAAUGA